Molecule: messenger RNA, 1010 nt
Organism: Cydia fagiglandana
Lineage: Eukaryota; Metazoa; Arthropoda; Insecta; Lepidoptera; Tortricidae
Gene: E(spl)malpha
Product: enhancer of split malpha protein-like
Exons: 1
Coding region: 260-739 (159 amino acids)
Biological process (GO): sensory organ development; Notch signaling pathway
Source: RefSeq, a predicted model, not a curated record
GUGUAAGUGCGUGGUUAAGUAACUCUUUAUGUAACUCAUCAUUGCUACUACAGUAUAGACCCCUUGGACUUUAUGAAAACGUAUAGAAUAAACCACUUAACUCACCCACACACACAAGGGAGCUUUUCACGUACGAGGAGCUUUUGUGUCGGGGGCGGCGCGCUGGGUAUAAAAGGCCGGUCGGCCCGAGCAGCCCCACAUUCCCGCCUGUGAUCUCACUUGCGACACACGCUCUACCUUGCUAUCCCAAUCUCUCAACAUGUCUUACUACGCCAACAACGAGUACAUCAUCGCCACUAACAACUCGAUGAACGAGAACAAAUACAACAGCGAAAAGAUGAAGAACAGCGGCUUCAAAGCGCUACUGAAGCCGUUAAUGAAGAUCAUUAAGAAAACGACGAAACGCAGCGUUCCCGCCAAAUCAGUCGAGACAAGUUUUGAAGCCGACGAGAACGCCAGCAACGAGGCAUUGGAGCGCAAGAUCUAUGAAGAGAUGGAGACUUGCCAGCCUGGCGCUGCCUUCCUGGUGUAUAAUGAGGAUUCCACCUGCGACCUCAUCCCCGUCGCCCGCGACGACUUCUACAUCCCAGUCCACUUCGCCCGCACCGAAGCCGGCACCUUCUUCUGGACCACCGUCACCAAGACCGAAGCUGACUUCGCAGCCGCACACUGCUACACCGAAUGCCAGACCCCCGAGCAGCAGUACCCAGUCUUCCAAGACCGCUGGGUGCAAGCCUAAACUCUCAACACUCACAAUCAGUGUCUUCCGUGAAACCAGUGCUGCCGGUUUCUGCAAUCGUCUGUGAUGUUAGCUUUAAUCUCAAAGGUGCCAUAUAGGAUUAGGAAUUAGGGUUCGGAUAACGCGUGAUAACUCCGAAAGCUUUAAUUGUAUUUUCGAAUCGUGAUGUGAUAUUUUGAAAAUAUUGUAUAACUUAGUAGGUUAAGCGUAGGGUAAUUGAAAUUGUGAUCUUCCUUUACUGAGCUUUAAUUUAGAGUGAUAGGUAAUUUAU